GCGUCCUCUCUCUCACAAGCUACUCGUGCAUUGGAGUUUAUGGGACUCGAGCUCAUCAUUCCGUGUCUGAUAGUGAUGAAUAGUCGCAGUGUGCUGUGAUUUAUCACGCAGGCGGGCUGGUACUGUAUGUGUGUCUCACAGUAUGGAGGGGAGUGGGGAGGUGAAAGUUCACCAUGGCUUGGGAAUAUCAAGUGACAAUGUGGAAAAGUUUGGCGGCCUCCGCAGAUUAAAUGUCUCAAACUCGGAGAAUGACAAGCAAAGGGAAAUACAAUGAAGUGGACGGAGAAAACGAAGCGCUACCGUUCGAUUAUUAUGACGAUGAAGACUAUUUUGACACGUUCACGGACGGGGACGGAGACUGCGGGUGUGAUGAAGGAGAUUUAACAAACACAGACACUUUUUGACGCUCUUAUAUGUGGUGCCCUGCAGUUAGACACUUGGAUAAACACUUCGGGCUGUAUUUUGAGACUAGAAGUGGCCGUCAGUCUCACCAAAUGCAGUUCACAUUCCUCAGCUCACAGCUAGCAAGGUCACAUUCAUUAAAAUGAGCUGCAGCAUGUGAUAUGAAGCAUUGGAAUGCCAGUGUAGGCUGUGCCCACAACUCUACACAUCGUCCCCACCAAUCAUUCAAACUCAUGGGAUUAGUAUACUCGGAUUCAGUGAUCCGUUCAGCAGUGAGGUGAAACCUCGAAUCCUGCUCAUGGGCCUGAGGCGAAGUGGCAAGUCUUCUAUUCAGAAAGUUGUAUUCCACAAGAUGUCGCCCAAUGAGACUCUCUUUCUGGAGAGCACCAAUAAGAUUUGUCGAGAGGAUGUGUCCAAUAGUUCCUUUGUCAGCUUUCAAAUCUGGGACUUUCCUGGUCAGAUAGAUUUCUUCGACCCCACGUUCGACUAUGAGAUGAUAUUUCGUGGAACAGGGGCUCUGAUCUUUGUCAUAGAUUCACAGGAUGAUUAUGUGGAGGCACUGAGUAGACUUCACCUCACUGUGACAAGGGCCUACAAGGUCAAUCCAGACAUCAACUUCGAGGUGUUCAUCCACAAGGUGGAUGGACUCUCCGAUGACCACAAGAUUGAGAAACAGAGGGACAUACACAAACGAGCCAACGAUGAUCUAGCUGAUGCUGGUUUAGAAAGGAUACACUUAAGCUUCUACCUGACGAGCAUCUAUGAUCAUUCAAUUUUUGAGGCCUUCAGUAAAGUUGUGCAGAAACUCAUCCCUCAGCUUCCAACCCUUGAGAAUCUGCUCAACAUUUUCAUAUCUAAUUCAGGGAUUGAAAAGGCUUUUCUCUUUGAUGUGGUCAGCAAGAUUUACAUAGCUACAGACAGCAGCCCGGUGGACAUGCAGACCUACGAGUUGUGUUGUGACAUGAUAGAUGUGGUUAUUGACAUCUCAUGCAUCUAUGGGUUGACUGGAGAUGAUGCUGGAACUCCAUAUGAUAAAGAAUCCAUGGCCAUAAUCCACCUUAACAACACCACAGUGAUGUAUCUAAAGGAGGUCACCAAAUUCCUUGCCCUGGUGUGUUUCCUCAGGGAAGAGAGUUUUGAGAGGAAAGGACUUAUCGACUACAAUUUCCACUGUUUCAAGAAAGCCAUAGAGGAGGUGUUUGAUGUGCAUUUGAAAGUGCAGAGGAAUCGGAAGCUUCUAAACCAGAGGAGAUGGAGUAAGCAGACCAUGCCUAACGGAACUCCGUUGCAUCCUCAUUAAAGACAAUCGGACAGCCGGCCAGCCUGUUACGACUCAAGAGUGAAGGAUUCAUACAGACUAUGCUUGCACCCUUAUUCAGGGCCACUUAAUGCUCUUCAGCAAUCUAAAAUGUCAAUGCAAACUGCAUUGUGUGUGAAAUACCUUGCACGGCUAAUUUAGCUGUCCAUGUUUUAACAGACUACAAGGAAAGCAACAAUUUUCAUUUUCAAUAUUAUUUUUUACAGAAGAAAUCCAACAAUAGUGAUGCACUUUCUUAAAACUUUUUAGUGUUUUUUGUCACAUAUAGGGCACAAUAAUGUUUUUUGAAGUAACGCUUGCAGAGUUUAACUUAUACUGAACAACAAAGAAAAAGGUUUAAAACUUUUUUGAAAGAUUUAGAAAAGUGAAAAAUCCUAUUAAUUGUUGCUAAAACUUUUUCGAUAUUAAAAUACUUAAGAUGCAGAGACAACAAUAUGUAAAGCUUUCGUAGAAAGUUUAAACUCUGUAGUGCUAUCAUAACUUUGCUCUGUUUGUUUGAGAAUCCCAAAGUACCUGACAGAGCAACUUUGGCUGAACCAAUGCUGUGAGUUUGUGGCGAGGCAUUGGGGUGGUGUGUGUUCAGGGAAACCUGUUUGAAAAUAGCCAUUGUUUUUGCAGUUACAUUUGGUGACGCUAGUGGUGCAGUAAUAUCACACUUCAGUUUCAAUUUAGAAUUUUUUCCAGUUUAAUCAUUCUGUAAUUGUCCCCUUUCAAUGCAUAAUGAUCUGUUUUUACUACCCCUGCAAUACCCUGCAAUUUAAAUUAAUAAAUGAUUAAAAAAUGUCCUUAAGGUUAACAUUUUUUAUUUCAGUGUGCUAGCAAUUUAAAGUAAUAAUAGUCAUAUUAAUACAGAUAAGGAAAUUGUAAUAAAACUGUACAAGUUGGCUCAUACAAAAACGUACAACUUUUAAUCCCAUAGAGAAAAAUAAAUGAACCAAUUUUUCCCCAAACAAUAACCUAACCAUGAUUUUAAUAGGAAAAUAACAUUUGUGUACCACAGAAUAAAGAAAACAUUGGGGUUUGGAAUGAGACGAGGGGAGUGAAUUACAUGUUAUUGACAUACACCAGUCAUUUCUGUUGCAAAAAUAAAUAUGGGAUGAGUAACCAAAUUUUUUCACAUAAAUUUUUUUUAUGUGACCAAGCUAAAAUUGUUUGUUGGCUGGUUAGUCUUGGUUGGGAUAAAAGUCGUACCUUUUCGUACGUGUCAUGUCGGACAAAAUCUGAAGAUUUCGCCAUCUCAUACAAAUUGUUGUCAUAAGACUAUUUUGGAUUGUUUUGCACAUACAGUUGGCUUAUUGUCUACAUUAUAAGCAUGCAAAUAAUUAUUUGUGUAUUUUGUAAAAAAUAAUAAUAAUAAAGUGCUAUUGUUUAAAUGUAGUCUCUUAACUAUGGAAAAAGAAUAUUUCCCUUCAUUUCGCUUUCUAAAUGAGAAUGUGACAUUUAAAUAAAAUUGGGUUUGUUUUUUUCAGGUUUA
This is a messenger RNA of Myxocyprinus asiaticus (Chinese sucker), 3194 nucleotides long. RefSeq names its product ras-related GTP-binding protein D. NCBI's taxonomy places the organism in Eukaryota, Metazoa, Chordata, Actinopteri, Cypriniformes, Catostomidae. The transcript is spliced from 8 exons. Gene Ontology annotation, molecular function: GTPase activity; GTP binding. Gene Ontology annotation, cellular component: nucleus; Gtr1-Gtr2 GTPase complex; lysosome. The coding region runs from base 701 to 1702 and encodes 333 amino acids. Gene Ontology annotation, biological process: cellular response to amino acid stimulus; regulation of autophagy; cellular response to starvation. The record is from RefSeq and is a predicted model, not a curated record.